This is a messenger RNA of Liolophura sinensis, 1578 nucleotides long. Its product is annotated as ubiquitin-conjugating enzyme E2 2. The record is from RefSeq and is a predicted model, not a curated record. Bases 86 to 529 code for a protein of 147 amino acids. NCBI's taxonomy places the organism in Eukaryota, Metazoa, Mollusca, Polyplacophora, Chitonida, Chitonidae. The transcript has 6 exons.
CAUAAACUUUCCGCUUUGACGAAGGGAGAGACGGAAGAAGGGAAGGAAAGAUACGACUAUAUUUCGGGUUUAUAACAUCACAAACAUGGCUAUGAAAAGAAUAACAAAGGAGUUGCAAGACCUUGGUAGGGAUCCUCCUGCACAGUGCUCAGCUGGCCCAGUAGGGGAUGACCUUUUCCACUGGCAAGCCACAAUCAUGGGUCCACCUGAUAGUCCAUAUCAAGGGGGUGUAUUUUUCCUUACAAUUCAUUUUCCAACGGAUUACCCAUUUAAACCUCCAAAGGUCGCCUUUACAACAAGAAUAUACCACCCAAACAUCAACAGCAAUGGCAGUAUCUGUUUAGAUAUAUUGAGAUCACAAUGGUCUCCUGCAUUAACUAUUUCAAAAGUGCUACUCUCAAUAUGCUCUCUGUUAACGGACCCCAACCCAGAAGAUCCAUUGGUUCCUGAAAUAGCCAGAAUCUACAAAGCAGAUCGACAAAGGUACAUUCAGACAGCAAAGGACUGGACCACAAAAUAUGCUAUGUGACAGGAUUUUUACUUUAAAAGCUGUCAUAUUUUCAAGGAAGAAACUGACUGUACCAGGUUGGGUGUGAUAUCAAACAGGGGAGACAACUGGUCAGUGAGGGAUAUUGGUCAGGAUGGUGGUUUCCCCUUUCAUUACAAUGUCGCAUCAAGACUGACAAUAUAAACAUUUAGGAUGAAGCUUGAUGAACUAAUUUGGACAGCACUGUAUAUGGUUGGCCUUGGCCCGUAGUGACUACUCUCAGUCCAGUAAGGGAUUGCAUUCUAUAGCCUAUCAUAAAGUACAUUGUACUCUUUCCUUGGAAACAGUGUGGGCAAAAUUUGUGUUAAUCAAGGUAUUUCGUUAACUUGAAAAAAAAAACAAAUAUUCGUGUAUUAAAGCUUAUUGUGUACUGUAAAUAUUGAAGGCCAAGAAAGUUACUUAAACAUUGGCCAGAGACUGUUUUAGAGAGAAAACGAAAACACAUUGUUAGCCAUUUUUUCCCAUCCUUUGCUGCCCAAGCUUAAUAUCCUUUCCCUGAUUUUCUUGUAAUCUGCAUGCUGUACCUAAAAAUAGUUGGGAGGGUUUUCAAGAUAAACCUGGUCUUUCUACUUUUCUGAUACGUCCGACUGUCAAUGGGUUUGAGUUUCUGGCAUAUGCCAUAUCCUCAACUACAUUGGCUUCAAAUUGUAGCAGCCUGCUAUUUCACACACCAUACAGUGCUCAAUAUUCCUACAAAUAGGUUUCAAGUGCUUAUUUUUGAGAAGUGUGAUUUUUUUUCUCUCUGAAACUUUGUCUUUUAAAAAGAUUAUUCCAUGGUAGUUUUGUGCUUCAAAUGACAAUGUAAUAGGUAGCUUUCCCAUCAUCAUGUGAGGCUCUGGUUGGAUAUUAUUUGCAACAAUUUCCAAAUGCUAAACAUUUUAUUUCUACUCUUCUGUCAGUCCUAUUUUUAAAGUCACUGUUGUACAGGUUAUGUAGCAUACACAUUUUAAGUCUUUCCAUCUCUCCCAAUGACGAAAUUGUGCAUAGUUUGAAAAACAAUAUAAAUCGUCAUUAUUUCUACUCAUGGAUUA